UGGCUGUAAUUCGUAAUUGUACCUCUGCAUCCGCCGUAUACUAAGUAAUCUAAGCCUUCCUUCACAUAGUGCGCACAGUCGUAAAUCGCACAGAUUUCGAUUUCGGUCCUGGGGGGCCACCGGCGAGAGACGGCAAUAAACUGGAAAAAAAUCAUGCAUAUAAGCCGGCCUAAUUGGGAUUUUAAUUUGGGGCAACUCCUUGAAAGCAAUAAAUUUUGAUUUACUACAUAUAUGGCAAGUGGAUAAUUGCUUGAGUUGUAUAGUGGAUGAUUCUAUGAUAACCCCUUGUUCAAGCUAUUUUUCAAUCAUAUCGUAGUAUCAAGUAACAAACCAACAAAUAGUACUGGAAUUGAUUUUGUACCCAUAUUUUUACGCUUGCUUUAAUAAACUUUAUCCUUUUACAAUAAUUGAAAAAAAAAUUUGAUUAAUUGAAUGCCUGACGCUCCACAAUCUCCUGUGAAUCUUCAGCAUGGUGUUGAUCUUCAAAAUUCCACUAAUGAGUUAAAAAAAUUACAACUCGGUGAUAAUCCAGCGGAUCCGGCGGAACUCCUGCCAAGGACUAAAGUUACCGAUGGGGAUGAGCCUAUUGAAGAUAUCUUUCAAUUGAAUCUUGAUAACAAUCAUUACUCGGAGCCCAAUAGUAAACAUGAUGAAAAUGAUAUAGGAAAUGGAAAUGAUAAUGAUGAUAAUAAUGACUCUGAUAAUGACGAAUAUGAUGAAGAAUCUCCUUUAGGUUAUACUGGAGAAGAAGAGAUAAUACAACAAGGAGAUGAGCUAGAAAAUGCUACUUUUGAUCUUCACCUGUUACACAGAAAAUUAACUAAAGAUGAUGCUGAAUCUAUAGUUGGUGGUGAAUCAUAUAAUGAACUUUCAAGUGCAACGGGACUCUCCAGUCAACAAUCUACAUUAAUUACUGGUGCAUCUAGCAGGUCUAGUACCACUACUUCCGCUAAGACUGAUUAUUCCUUAUCAUCUCUCUCUGGAAGAUUUAACUUUCUUAAUAAUUCUCAAAAGGUGUUUUCAUUUUCAUUACCCUUUGGAGGAUCUAUUGAAAGACUUUACAAGCAAAUUCAUACUCAUAUACCGUUGAUUAGGGUAGGUAGUGAAGAUAGUACAAAUAAUACCAAUGUUGAGAUGAAAACUACAUUGGAACGUCACCAAUCAUUAAGUACAUUGGAUGAAGACAAGUUAUUUGAAGGUUACAAGGGGAGGGGUGAUGAGAGUAGAAUGAAGGCAAUAAAACAGACAAUCACUUCAUCAUUACUUCCAGAUAUCAUCAACAAUUCUGUUUUAAAUUCAUCUCCUUUAGGUCUGAACUAUGAAACCAUUUAUAAUCGUAUAGAAGGAAAUAUAGUCAUUUUGGGAGGCUACAGAGGAUCGAUUUUAAGAGAUUCCAAAACUCAUAAAAGAGUUUGGAUACCUAUCAAAGCAGGAUUCAAUCUUAGAAAGAUUAAUUUAUUAUUGGGUCCUACCAAAGAAGAUGAGAUAAAUGCUGUGGACUAUAUGUAUCCUGAUGGGAUUUUGAAAAACAUUGGUCCAAUUGAUAUUUGUAAGAAAUUGAUAAAACGAUUAUCCAGUAAUCCCAAAGUCAAUGUUCAAGAGUUUGGAUAUGAUUGGAGAUUAGGAGGAGAAUUGAUUGCAAUACAAAUGGUAAAGUUCUUACAGAAGAUAUAUGAUGAAACUGGGAAACCAUCUAUAGUUAUUGCUCAUUCAAUGGGAGGAUUAAUGGCCACUUCAGCAAUGCAGAAAAACCCAUCAUUAUUCCGAGGUCUUAUUUAUGUUGGAAGUCCCUCAGAGUGUUUGAAUAUUCUCGGUCCAAUUAGAUUUGGAGAUUCGGUUCUUCUCUCAGAUAAGAUACUUACUUUUGAAAGUAAUUUCAUGAUGAGAUCAAGCUUCAAUUUCUUACCAUUAUCUGGUAAAGUAUUUUAUGAUAAAUUUACUAAUGAACCAAUUAUACUUGAUUUGUUUGAUCCUGAUACAUGGGUGGAAUAUAAUUUAAAUCCAUUAGUGUCUAAAAAGAGAAAACUUGCUGAUGAAACUAGUCAUACUAUUUUGUCUGCCGUGCCUAUGGAUAAUGGUGGGGGCAGUUCAAUUCAACCUGUUUUAAGUAAUGAAUCAUCCCUUCAAUUUCCUACUAUCUCCAGUAUUGGUAAUAAGAUUAGAACCAUUUCUACGUCAUCUUUCAAGAGGAAGCAUACCGAUGACUCACUUAAUUCUCCUCCCCAGAGUCAACUUCAAAGAGGAAGAGAUAUAUUAUCAUCAUAUAUGUCAUCAAAGCGAUCUUCCAGUGCUUCUUCUCGUAAUAGUGAUACUGAUAAUGCUCUUACAAAAACAGAAUCUACUGAUCUUUAUAUUGAAGAAAACAUUUCAUAUCAUUUCACAUUUAAGGAAGCAUAUAACUACCUUAAAGAAACUUUGAUUCUGACAAAAGAAUUCAUUUUAUCAUUAGAUUUCAAUCCUGAAUUGGAAGAUAAGUACCCUCCAAUGGCUGUAGUUUAUGGAAAUAAAGUUCCCUCUGUUAGAGGUUCUAAAGUUAAUGGAAUUCAAGAUAUUAAAGAUGGAAAUUAUUAUAAUUUCUUCUAUGGUUAUGGUGAUGGAGUAGUUCAUCAGAAGUGGUUGAUGCCUCAAGGUAAAGGAUAUGACUUUUAUAACCCUAAUACCGGCAAGGGUCAAAUUGUUGGUAAAUAUCCUAGCGAUUGUGGUCAUGUCAGUUUAAUGACUGAUUUCAAAGCUAUGGGUCAAGCUUUGAAUGCUAUUCACGAAGCUGAUAAAGUUUGGAAAUAUCGAAAGAUGAUUAAGCAUAAGGAGAAAUCUGCAUAGUUUAUAGUUUGUGUUACGUUUUUUUUUUGCAUACAUAUAUAAGUAGAUAUAAUGUAAUAUA
Scheffersomyces amazonensis is the source of this 2881-nucleotide messenger RNA. RefSeq lists its product as uncharacterized. The transcript has a single exon. The coding region runs from base 433 to 2820 and encodes 795 amino acids. NCBI's taxonomy places the organism in Eukaryota, Fungi, Ascomycota, Pichiomycetes, Serinales, Debaryomycetaceae. Gene Ontology annotation, biological process: lipid metabolic process. The record is from RefSeq and is a predicted model, not a curated record.